Molecule: messenger RNA, 1839 nt
Organism: Aspergillus versicolor CBS 583.65
Lineage: Eukaryota; Fungi; Ascomycota; Eurotiomycetes; Eurotiales; Aspergillaceae
Product: PP2C family serine/threonine-protein phosphatase
Exons: 8
Coding region: 320-1594 (424 amino acids)
Biological process (GO): protein dephosphorylation
Molecular function (GO): cation binding; protein serine/threonine phosphatase activity
Source: RefSeq, a predicted model, not a curated record
CAAUAGCCCGGAUCUCUUUAAGACAAUUAAAACAAAGACCGAAGGCCACGAUAAGUUCAUUAACAAAGUCUCCACUUAACAUCAUCCCUGAUGAACACCUUCAAAGAGCUGGCCUGGGCUGGUCUGCUGGUUCUGGGACUGUCCCGCACGCCGCCUAUCCAUUCUGCCCUCUUGCCCUCCUUCUCUCCCACCUGAUUCUGCUCCCUCCCCUCCCCCUCUCUUCUCGCCCAAUUUCCCUUCGCUCAACCUCUUGCUGGGCUUCUGUGAUCCUGGCCCCUUUGUCUGUUUUUCAAAAGUUAAUUGUGACCUGAUAGAAAUCAUGGGCCAGACCUUGUCAGAGCCUGUCGUUGAUAAGACUUCGUCGGAAGGUCAAGAUGAAUGCUGUAUAUACGGCGUUUCGGCGAUGCAGGGCUGGCGAAUCAGCAUGGAGGAUGCCCAUGCCGCCGUCCUAGAUCUCCAAGCGAAAGAAACCGGCUCAAAUGACAAGCCCACCGAUCCUGAUAAGCGCCUUGCUUUCUUCGGAGUAUACGAUGGCCACGGUGGAGAUAAAGUCGCCUUAUUCGCGGGGGAGAAUGUUCACAAGAUUGUCGCAAAACAGGAAACGUUCUCAAAAGGCGAUGUCGAGCAGGCUUUGAAGGAUGGCUUUCUCGCUACCGAUCGAGCUAUCUUGGAAGAUCCCAAAUAUGAGGAGGAAGUCUCCGGCUGCACUGCGGCCGUGAGUGUGAUUUCGAAACAUAAAAUUUGGGUGGCAAAUGCUGGUGAUUCACGUUCCGUUUUGGGUGUCAAGGGUCGCGCAAAGCCUCUUUCGUUCGAUCACAAGCCGCAGAAUGAAGGCGAGAAAGCUCGGAUUAGCGCCGCAGGUGGUUUCGUUGACUUCGGUCGUGUCAACGGCAAUCUCGCCCUGUCGCGUGCCAUUGGAGAUUUCGAGUUCAAGAAAAGCCCUGAAUUGUCUCCUGAACAACAGAUUGUUACUGCUUAUCCGGAUGUCACGGUCCAUGAUCUCUCCGACGACGAUGAGUUUUUAGUAAUUGCUUGCGAUGGCAUCUGGGAUUGCCAGUCUUCCCAGGCUGUAGUUGAAUUUGUUCGCCGCGGUAUUGCGGCCAAGCAGGACCUUUACCGGAUCUGUGAAAACAUGAUGGACAACUGCCUCGCCUCCAACAGUGAAACCGGCGGAGUCGGCUGUGACAACAUGACAAUGGUUAUCAUAGGUCUUCUCAACGGUAGAUCCAAGGAGGAGUGGUAUAACCAGAUUGCGGAGCGGGUUGCUAACGGCGAUGGCCCUUGUGCUCCGCCUGAGUACGCUGAAUUUCGAGGACCGGGAAUUCGUAACCAAUUCGAAGAAAACCCCGAUGAGUACGAGCUCGACCAUGAUCGAACCCGCCCAUUCAGCAACGACGAGGAACUCUUUGACCAUACCGAGGAAGACCAGGAUAUCUCGAAUCAAGUGCAGCGCCAGGAUUCGGAUACAGAAAGGAAUGAACGCGAAGGGACCCCUGGGCCUCAGUCUGGAAACGCCCAGACGGAUACGUCUGCUUCCAGCGCUCCAGAGACUUCGACCAGUACCGGAACACCGCAGAAACCCGCAUCUUCGUAGCCCUGCCAUGAAAUUUACGCCUGAUUCCCUUCCUUUUGGUUCUUGAAACGACUUUCGUGUGAUGUACGACCCCACACCCGCCGCCGCCUUCACUCCCGGAUCUGAAGUCUCACGUUUCUACCCUCUCUAACGUCGCUUAUUGAGUUCCUAUUUCUUAUGAAUGACCGGCUCUUUGGUGGUGAUGGCUGAGGGGGAAGAUGCGAAAAGAGACGGACUAUUUGAUCCCCUUCUAUCUCUUGUUUUUU